This is a messenger RNA of Phytophthora nicotianae INRA-310, 480 nucleotides long. RefSeq lists its product as hypothetical. The record is from RefSeq and is a predicted model, not a curated record. The transcript has a single exon. Lineage: Eukaryota; Oomycota; Peronosporomycetes; Peronosporales; Peronosporaceae. The coding region runs from base 1 to 480 and encodes 159 amino acids.
AUGCCCUCACGUAAGCCCGAAGAAAUUGAUGAACUCAUUUCGACAUGGAAGUCGUCGAGAACAGCUGACAAGAAGCACAUGUGUAAAGUGAAUGCACAGAAAGGAAAAGAACUGGAAAUCUUACGAGCAGAGGAUGACGGUACAACGGUGGUCAACGUUUGUGGACUUACUGUGAGCGCGUCACUCCUUGAUUCAGGAGCAGAUGAAUCCUUAGUGAGUUGCGGAGUGGUGGAUAAUUUGACGGGAAUGGAGUGUUUUAUCGCGUUCCAGCAAUGUGAACCUGUGCCGUUGCAUCCAGUCGGAGGGGGCAUUUUAUCAGUCUCCCGUAAGAUUCGAUUCGACGAGUUGGCAUUGGCAACACCAGCAGGUCCACUGAUGCUACGCGGGCUCGUGUGCUGGAUUGAUGAGAGCGACAGGUCGCUGUCCUUGACGAUAAGUCGCCGGGUGAUGAACUGGGUUAUUCUACGCCUAAGCUCCUAG